Caenorhabditis remanei is the source of this 990-nucleotide messenger RNA. RefSeq lists its product as uncharacterized. NCBI's taxonomy places the organism in Eukaryota, Metazoa, Nematoda, Chromadorea, Rhabditida, Rhabditidae. The record is from RefSeq and is a predicted model, not a curated record. The coding region runs from base 1 to 990 and encodes 329 amino acids. The transcript has 2 exons. Gene Ontology annotation, molecular function: protein binding.
AUGACGACUCCGUUCCCUUUCUUCCGUCUUCCAAGGCUGGCACUGAUUCCAGUUUUCCAACAAAUGGAAUCAAUAGAUGUAAUCGCAUUUUCGCUACUUUCCAAAAAGGCCCGAAAUGUAUCGAAAAUCUUUUGCAAGUUUUCUUCCCGUAACGUUCAGUUGACAGUAAAGAGCGAUCAUCUUUACAUCUGUGUUGCGUUUGAAAUGUGGAGACAAAUGGGACUCAAAUAUUAUUUCAACACAGAGAAUAUUCCGAAUUUGGUCAAUGCGAUGUCUCAAAAAAGAACGUUCACUCGCGAAAAUAGCGGACUGACAGCAUCACAAUGGGUGGAGCUUGUACUGGAUGUGACGAAUUGUGAAUCGAUUGGUCAAAUGGAUCUCAAGGGAUGUCAACAAUUUGAUGUGUGCGACACUUUUGCUACACUACAAAAUAUCGGGAAAUUAUACAUUUUCAAUGAGUGUAUCAACGUUUUUGCAAAGAAAACGCUGGAAAUCCUCUCACCAGUUACCACGCAAAUUAUACUGUUCAAAAUUCCGUUUGAAACCCGAGAAGAAUUUCAGACAUUUCUGAAAAGCAAUUUGAACUAUUUGGAUAUCCAUACCAGCACAUUCCCGACGUUCAAGUUCGCUCUUGAAGAUCUUAUGGUCACGAAUGCGCUGAAAUUAAACCUCAAUGACGGGAAGUUGAAUCUUAAAGAAAUCAAUCAAUUUUUCAAAAAUUGGAUGGAAAAUAAAUGUGAUCCAAGACUGGAGCACUUAGAACUGUCUACAUCCGAAGAUGUUGAUGAAAAGAAUCUUCUGGAAGGAUUGAAAACGGUUCCUUUUUCAAGAGACCGAAAAAGAGCAUUCCAUUACUCAAAACCACUGGACUCUUCAUCACAAUCAUUUUCUGGAGGAUAUGAUAUAAGGAGAACGGAUCGAAAGAAGGCCACAAUCACAUCUGGAGACGUUUGGGGGGAAACGUUCAUCAGUUUCUACGCUUGGCCAUGA